GGUUGGACUGAUACCUGAUCAAUUUAACGUGGUGCGCUACUGGACUUUAACGGGGUUUGGUCGGCUUUUCGUCCGAUGUUCUGGGUUUGUGCGCUGAUACUGGCGAUAGUACAAAUUCAGCGUACAAAAUCCAUUAUAACCCUCAACUAUCCUACAAGAAUUAAUAAAUUGGUAUCAGUGAACACCAAUUAUCAUUUGAUUCAGUUGAAUGUUUAGCAAAAAAUUCAUUUCAUCUACGUCUUUACAUUGUUUCCGCAGUCCUCAUAGAAGUCUGUUUUCCGCUCAAACUAAGAAGUUUUAUAAGAAUGUGACUGUAUUUCAGUCAACUCAUGAAAAUUAUAAACAUCCAGUUUUUCAAAUUCUUCUCGAUCAACGUAAACUUCGGACUCCAACUGGAAUUCAUUUUCACGUACCGAAUCAAGCAUUAGCUGUCGCUGUUGCACAUGAAUGGGAUAGUCAGGUUGACACUAUAAAACGAUAUGCUAUGCCUUUGACAACAUUGUGCAAUCGAGCUUUGGAUACUCCAGCUGAUCAACAUGAUAUCCUAGUCAGCACUAUCAUGCAGUAUGCUGAUACUGAUACAAUCUGUUUCAGAUGUCAAGAACCAGAUGAUUUGGUUAAAGUGCAAUCUCUUUCAUGGGAUCCUAUCAUUAAUUGGGUUAACAAACAUUAUCAGAUUAAACCAGUCAUAACUGAUAGUAUGACUUCAUUGGCUAAACUAUCUCCUUUGGAUAAAGAGAAAUUAACACGUUAUUUUAACAGUUAUAAUAUAUGGGGUCUUACUGGUAAGUUAUCAAUGAUGUCAAUAAUCUCAUGAAUUUCUUUCUAAUAUAUUAUGGCUUAUGGUUGUAGCUUUUACCUCGACAUUGUGGCCAAGCUUGAACAUCAUCUCGGGAACACUUUCCAGCAACCACUUGAGGCUGUUCUGGGGUGUGAUAACAAUAAAAUAUUUCCUUUAAGCAACAAGCAUCUACAAUAAUAAUUCUUUCUCACGACGAAGGGGAAGAUUAUAAAUGAUCCACUCUGAAAAUAAUACACCCCAACUUCUCGAGUUUUGAUUGCCAGAUGCAAGUUCUUCAAAGUACAGUGUUAACACUAAAAACUUCACAAAACGUUACCUGUAGACGGCCUGAAACGGUUAUCUCUUAGGCCUUUGGAUAAGGAUCCCAGAUCAUCAGUGUCACUCGUAGCCCAGUUCCCUUAAGAAGAAGGAUACUUCCUUCGGAAUGAUCUAACAGCCUUUGAGAUCACUACGUUCUAACUCAAAUCCCUUCACUUUACAUUUUUUUCUGUUUUCAUUACCGACCUCCAUCUUUUGCCUCAGACUUUUUUCAUGCGUAAUACUAGUGCUGACAAUCAUCGGGAAUACAGGUGUGCAGAGAAUUAGUUCUUUGAUAAUGAUAGGUGUUGACAAAAUCUCGGUGUUAAUAGAAAGAACAAUUUUCUGUUAUGUCCUGAUGGCCUGUUAAUUAUCACAUGACCAAAUCACCAAUAAGAAAACCGACAUAUUGACCAGACCAAUGACGCAUAGAUCAGUACGAGCAGCCUAGAAUCAACUCUGAGUUUUAUUGGUCCUCCAAGAUAGUAGCUUCUCGCUUAACCCAUUCGGUUCAGUUCAGAACACCAAUAUCAGACUACGCUAUAUCAAUCAUGUAUUUCAGAAGUACGAAGACAUUAUCAUACCAUAAAAUAGGAAACAACAAUUAUACAAGAUUCAGCCGCAAGUAGCUGUGAGUGUGAUAGACUGUAAUUAAUAAAUUAGGAGUAAUUUAAAAACAGUAAAUCGUAUAAUAGUAGUUAAUAGGUCAAAUGGAAGGUUAUAAUAAGAACGAUAUGAAUGUACACAUAACACAGUUAUUUAAUGGUUAUACAAUGAGAAUAUAUAUAAUAGUAGUCCAUAAGUAGAUCCUAACGGUGGCUAUUCACUUAUUCUUCGUCCAGAUAUAACACUGUAGUGUUUUUCCUCAACCUCUGUCAUUUUUUUGUCGGUAAUGAUUUAGCCAUUGAAACACUAGGCUUGCAAUUACUAUGAUACACAGUUGAACCCUUUUUAUUUACAGUAGACGGUUGAUAUUAUCAUCAGUUGGUAUACACAAAAUUUAUCGUUCAAAGGUGACUAUGUAAAAUUGUAAACUUAGCUACUGAAGUUCAUUUCAAAAAAUCGAUCAAAUCAUGUGUGUGUAUGUGUUAGUAAUGUAGCUUUUUAUUUUAAUAUAGGAUACUUCACCAGUUCUAAUGGGUUGGUGCUUGACGAAAUCUCAACAUGAAUCCAGAAAACUCAGUCGACUUUUCUAACUAAAUGACGAGUUUUCUGCCUACUAGUUUGCUCUCCUCUACUUUAUAAUUGUGAAACAUGGUCUUUAAAAGUAAAAAAAUAUUUUUAGGUUACUGGUAUUCGAUUAUAGGUAUCUUGAAACAAUUGCCUGUAUAUUUUAGGACCACUGAUUUAGCAAUUUUGAGGUUAGACGCAGAGUACAAGGUAAGCUAUGGCAAAUCAAUUGACAAGGUAGUGAAUCUUUAUUGACUUAGUGUAUUAUGUAUACCCAUCCACCGACUACCUCGACAAGCGAUAAUUGAUUGUGUAGGAGUAGGUUGGGAGGAAGCUUAGGGAAACCAAACCAAAUGAAGAUAGUAAGAUCAAUCCGUGAAUUUGUUGACAAAAUUGUUUCUAUUCUGUGAUUAUUAAACAAAUAUUAUAGAAAUAAUGUAAAAAUCUAACUUGUACGUUAAAUUCUUGUUUGUGUGCAUUUCAUGAACUAGUUGACAUCGAUUACGGUGAUCUUGUGUGUGUUUCCGUGACAUAUAGCAAUCAAUUAUCGUGUCUAAAACCGCUUUUUCACUUUUUCUUUAAAAUAAAAUUUAAGGAGUUUUCACACUGUUUAAUUUUUCUUGAUUGUAGUUGGCAGAAAAUCAUGGAUCUAAGUUCCAAACUAGUUUUCACUCGGUGGCAAGGUUUACUUAAACUUUUCAAGAAACAGAUAUUGCUUAGUGGAUUCGAACCUAAGUUAUCAUUUAUUUUAGCAAGAAUAUUUCUUUAUUUAUUUAUUUCAACACAUAGAUAUUGGUACAAAGAGGCACCAAAUACAUAUACACCACACAAAUCUCAUUCGACAUGUGUGAGGGCUUUGAUACUGCCCGGGUGCCCAAACCGAAGCAGGUAGUUUUCUUAGAGGGCCACUCCCUGAGCCUUCGACCUGAAAGUCUGAUCCACAAGGCAGUAGAGCAUCGUGAGGAGAUCCAGUCACAUGGAAGCCGGUGAUCAACAAUUGGUUCAUUCGCCAUUUGUUCCCGCAGGAUACUGGAGCCCAUGUGCACCAUUGGUUUGGAAUCCGGUUAAAGCGCCGGACAUUCGCUUUUCGUCCUCUCGAUUUCGUAAACAACACCCGUGGAACGAGAAGGCAGUGAGUAGGACUUCCCUGGCAGAGGCUGUAUACGCGUGACCAUGUGAGAGCAUUUCGAGAGGGAGAGUGGACUCUCACCACUCUCGGCUGUACCAGGGCAUUUGGGGGCAAGGAUAAAUCCACAUUUGCGUUUGAUAAAACGUUUGGAAUCGAUGUUAUCUGAUUUCUUACUAUUCUACAUCAGCGUGCCUCAAUAGAUAUGCUUGUUAGGAACAUUUCACGCUUAUUCUCCAAUUAGAUUUCGGGUCACAAUGUAUUAUCGGUCAAUCAUAAUCAACACAGAGCCUGGCGUAUGUGUGUUUUAGUGCAUGUUCCCGUAUCACAUAAGGUCGAAGAGGUGAGAUUAGCAAACCAGUCAAAAUAAUAUAAUAGCAAUUGUAGUAGAAGAAAUUGAAUUUUGACAGUGUUUCGAAGUGACAUGAUUAAAAAGUGUGUGAAAGAAUUCUGGACCUCAAGAUAUAGGGCAAGAUAAAGAGUGAAGUUAUCAUGCCACUAUAAUCUAUCCUAAGCUACAUUACUCAGUGUAUAAAGACACUGACCACAACCCGGUAGUCUUCACCUAUGUACAAAUGAAUUCAUCGACUGACACCAAGUCUUAUUUUAACACCCCCCGCUCUAGUUUUCUUUGAGCCUGCACAUAUAUUGGCCAGCGUUGCAUGUUGAGGUAAGCAACGGUUGUACAUACAUAACACAUGUCUUAGUCACCCCAGUCAAUGAAGAUUCACAGCCUCCAUCUUUGCUAGCAUUCUAUGUCGAACCUCAAGAUUGCUCACUCAGUCAUUCUGCAAUUGGUGAGCAAUCAUUGGAAGACACCCAUGAUCAAGUACCCACAGCUUAACUGUGUUUCCUACUUCCAUAGACCAUGUUUUGAACGAUACAGUAUAACAGAGCAAAUCGCUGUACCGAAUACUCCCCUUCUGGUUGGGAAACAAACAUCUCACCUAUGCUACAAGUAGUGUUAUUUGACAUAGUCAACCAAACUUUCUGAACUCGUAUAACAUUUAUAAUAAAACGUGUUAUUGAAUAACUAAUUUACCGAUGAAAUAGAGAUCUAUGUUAAUUUCAAACACAUCCAGAGUUAUAACAUUAUAUGAGCACAGUGAUGCCCAGACUAACUUUAGGUAAACUAUAAUAAGCGUGUGUUUUCAAAGAUUAUUUUUCAUAUGUUACAUAAUCAGAUUUCUCUCUUUGUAUAUAUUUGUAUUGUCUUAAAAAUAAUAGGCAUAAAAUCAUGUGUUGAAAACUUGAAAUCAGUUUAUCUUACAUUAGCUAUGCUGGAUGGAUUUUGUUCAGUUGCAAAAGCUGUUGAAUUAAGUCAAAUAGAAAUGUUAUUUCAGGUUAAUCGAUGGGGAGAUGUUCCUUCUUAUCAUGAUGUUGAAAAUGCUGAUCUUAAUGCACGUGUAUCUGCUGCUCUAUUUUUAGCUUUACUCAGUCAUUAUCGACAUGAUAUAAAAAUAAAAACAAGUAUAAAAUAAAUCUGAUAUAAAUAUUUAUUGAGUUUUGUUUUUGUUGUUGAGAAGAAUAAAGAAAAUUAAACAUAAUUACAAUUAUC
Molecule: messenger RNA, 4953 nt
Organism: Schistosoma haematobium
Lineage: Eukaryota; Metazoa; Platyhelminthes; Trematoda; Strigeidida; Schistosomatidae
Product: ATP synthase mitochondrial F1 complex assembly factor 2
Exons: 7
Coding region: 209-817 (202 amino acids)
Biological process (GO): mitochondrial proton-transporting ATP synthase complex assembly
Cellular component (GO): mitochondrion
Source: RefSeq, a predicted model, not a curated record